Molecule: messenger RNA, 6362 nt
Organism: Chionomys nivalis (European snow vole)
Lineage: Eukaryota; Metazoa; Chordata; Mammalia; Rodentia; Cricetidae
Gene: Nipa1
Product: NIPA magnesium transporter 1
Exons: 5
Coding region: 34-1014 (326 amino acids)
Biological process (GO): magnesium ion transport
Cellular component (GO): membrane
Molecular function (GO): magnesium ion transmembrane transporter activity
Source: RefSeq, a predicted model, not a curated record
CGCGCACGCGCAGCGGAGGGCGGCGCGGGCGGCAUGGGGACUGCGGCGGCGGCGGCGGCGGCUGCGGCGGCCGGGGAGGGGGCGCGCGGCCCGAGCCCCGCCGCCGUGUCGCUCGGCCUGGGCGUGGCUGUGGUGUCGAGCCUGGUGAACGGGUCCACGUUCGUGCUGCAGAAGAAGGGCAUUGUGCGCGCUAAAAGGCGAGGUACUUCCUACUUAACGGACAUUGUGUGGUGGGCCGGCACGAUUGCAAUGGCUGUUGGCCAGAUUGGGAACUUCCUAGCUUACACUGCGGUCCCUACAGUCCUGGUGACUCCCUUGGGUGCCCUUGGAGUACCAUUUGGGUCCAUUUUAGCUUCUUAUCUUCUGAAGGAAAAACUCAACAUCUUGGGCAAAUUGGGGUGUCUGCUGAGCUGUGCGGGUUCUGUCGUGCUGAUUAUCCAUUCCCCGAAGUCCGAAAGUGUGACAAGUCAGGCCGAGUUGGAGGAGAAGCUGACCAAUCCAGUGUUUGUGGGUUACCUGUGCAUUGUGCUGCUCAUGCUGCUGCUGCUAAUCUUCUGGAUCGCGCCUGCCCACGGGCCCACCAACAUCAUGGUGUACAUCAGCAUCUGCUCCCUGCUGGGGAGCUUCACUGUGCCUUCCACCAAGGGCAUUGGGCUGGCGGCCCAAGACAUCCUGCACAACAAUCCAUCCAGUCAGAGGGCCCUCUGCCUGUGCCUUGUGCUCCUGGCUGUCCUGGGCUGCAGCAUUAUCGUCCAGUUCAGGUACAUCAACAAGGCCCUGGAGUGCUUCGACUCCUCUGUGUUCGGGGCCAUCUACUACGUCGUGUUUACCACGCUGGUCCUGCUGGCUUCAGCCAUCCUCUUCCGGGAGUGGAGCAAUGUGGGCCUGGUGGACUUCUUGGGCAUGGCCUGUGGAUUUACAACUGUCUCCGUGGGAAUUGUCCUUAUACAAGUGUUCAAAGAAUUCAAUUUCAACCUUGGGGAGAUGAACAAAUCCAAUAUGAAAACAGACUAAGAUGCAGCCACGGGUUGAGGGUGUGAAGAACAGGCGUCGGAGGGGGUCUGUGGUUUUGACUAGAUGUCCAGAAGAAAGGACACUCAGUGAGAGUUGCCUGUGCACUAAUGAUCUAGUGAACGAACACUAGGGAGCCUUGCUUCGCACCAAGGUGGGGUCCAGAUCUCUCCCGCACCAGGCUCCCAAUGGUUGUCUGGGUAUAAACUCUGCUGAGACAAAUCCCGUUUUCAUUUCCAUUAACCUAGAAGCUUUCCUAAUUACUUGUUUAAAAACAUUUUAACAUAAUUUAACCAGAUAAUAAGGGUGAGGUCUUUCUAGUUAGUCCACGUAGGGGAGCAGACAUUCUUACCUAAAACCUUGGGAAAGGAAGAAACUUGUGAAACCUGGCCGUCUACAGUAAGCGUGACUGACUUUGUCUUUGUGUUAAGCAUGUAUAGCAUUCAGGUAGCUUACUCAAAAUAAGAGGUGUAUGAAUUGAGUUGUUUCCAGUCCUUUAACAACCUGACUCUCCGACAUGGUCCCCAAGACAGUAGUGGGCAGAGAGAGAGGAUUUCAUGAGGGGAUGCAGGGUUCCGUUGACAGGGUGACUUUCCAAUUGCUCAAAUCGAUAUUAGUGCCUUUAUCAUUUGAAUGACUUAAUUUAACUUUUGCUGUGUAUGUGUUAUGUGUUCUAAUCAUAGAUAAUGUAAAGCAGUUAGAAAAAGCAGUAUCUUCAGUGGAAGAUAAUGAAAACUACAGACACAGAAAAAGAUUGCAAAGUGACCCAUUUCUCUUUCAUUGUCCAAUUAAGGACAACUGAUGAAGUUCAGAGAGAUUUUUUAUUUACAUUUAACCUAUGUUCCUUGGAUCCAUUAUGAAAAACUACCUGCUUUCUGUUUGAGGAGGCAUUGUGGCCAUUCAGAAGAAAUAAACUAUUAAACUUGGCAGUCAAGUUGUUAAAUUGGAGAGUGUCUGUCAAGUACAUCCCACAAGAGUUUAGUCAAAGUACCUCCAAACAGGAACGGGUAUCAGGACUGCUUCUACAAAGGGUAAUGCAUACAUCCUUUCAAAGGGGCUUUCUAGCAAAGGUGAGAACAAUUUCGCCUUCUUGUUGUUUGACAUGGUAGAACUUCUUCAUGUUCUUACCAGACAUCUUAUUAAAUGCUCUGACUGUAUGCAAGACCCUGGGUUUGAUACCCCACACCAGAAACAAGCAACAAAACAACACAACCUUCUUACAUGGGAAAUAACUGUUAAUCAUGCAGUGGUUCAGAUUAGAAAUCAUUCUUCCAUCCGUAGUAGCCUUCCCUGUGCAUUAAAUUGGAGCAAGGUACAAAGUGAUACAUUAUAGCAUCAUAUUAUGAUGUUAUAUAUUCCACAUGCUUUGUUUUAUAUGAAUAGAAUGUGCCAAGUUUAAAAAUGGGGUGGAUAAAGUAGCUAAGGUAGAACAUGAGUUUUAAUAAUCCCCAAUCGAACUUCUCACUAAGACAAAAAUGUGCUUUUCCAUAUCAAAAGGGCAUUUCUAAACUAAAGACCCAGAGACUAGUUCACUGAACUAUAGAACAAAAAGGGUAAAUAAAAUAAUAGUUUAACAUAAAGGAAUCUGGUUGUCUGGCUCAUUUGUCAGAUUCAAUGAACUGAAAGUAUGCAUGAUGACCUGGGUAUAUUAGUCAUUGAUUGUGAAGAACAGCAACAAAAUGAUUUAAACAAUUGACAACCUUGCGUGAAGCAGUAGUUAGUAAAUGUUCAAGUUCAUUCUUCUUUUGUAAAAGCUCUUGAAUUUUUUUAAUCAUCAGUAUUAUUAGGAAUAUAAACCUUAAUUUAUUGAACAGAACAUAAUCGGAAAGUGUUAUACAGCAGGAUUGAUAUAAUUUUAAUAUUAAGGUUUCUGAGGUAAUAAUAUGGCUAUACUAGUAUAAGGAAGACACUUAAAAUGUGGAAAUUACCUUGUUUGUUUUGCUGCUUACUAUGGAGCUUAGUUUAAAUGCAUCUGUUGAUGUACCUGAGAUUUUAAUCCAUGAUUAUACAUUAUGAAUAUCCAAAGGUAUUUUGUGUGUCAAUCAAAAUUUCACAGUACUAAUCGUUCCCCUAAGUUCUAGAACAGGGAGAUCACCCAGGUCUCCAUCUAGUCGGCAGAUUGCUUCAGCAGGAUUCUGCCUUUGUUCCAGAGGAACUCAUUGCUUUUCAGCUCUGAGAAUAAUGUCCUAGUAACUGUCAGGAAUCGGGUCCAAUUUUUAGAUUUAACAUAGUGCACAUAUAUGUAUACUUACUGUUUUAUAAAUUCAGUUUUCACUUGGAAAUGCAAAAGAAAGUAGAAUUCCCACAUAAGAUCUUUGGGGGAAAGUCUAGAAUGCAAAGGAACCUCUUGCUGGUUUCUCCAGUAGGAAACACUUUAAUUUAUGGGGUCUUAUUUCUGAUAAAACUUAAGAAAACAUGCCAAUUGUAUACUUUUUUCAGGUCUUUAAAAUCAUCAAAAUAAGAACUGUUGGUAGCGAUUUAGAGAAUUCCUCUUGGAAGACAUUUAGGCCAUUUCUCUCCUUUUCUACUCGGGCAAUGCCUUUGCUCAUAAACAUCUUUACAUUUGAAAAGGUUGUUUUCUGUUUUAAGUAUUGAUCAGUGUAGGGUCAGGGAGGCAUUCCUGCUGGAACCCAGAUGCAGGACGCCAUCUGGAGCAUCUUUCCGGUCUGCACAAAGGCUGUAUCUGUGGAGGUUCUUGAGGAGGAAGGCAUAACUGCCCACACUGGGACCUCUGGAGAAGAACUGUUUUCCAGUGUCCUAGCUAGCACUAAGGCUAUCAUCACAAUUGCUGCUGUUAGAAUCUCAGUAAAAUCCAUGUGGCUGCUGUGUGUUCAACAAUAGGGUCCUAGUUCUACUGUUUACGCCAUUUUGUUCUGCUUUAUUUUAUUAUUUCCAGCUCAUCACAGAAACAAUACAUUGAUGUUUUCCUUCAUUAAGUUUCAUGUCUGUUUCCUUAUUUCUUUUUGUGGUAUUAGGAAGUUGAAUCCUGAGCAUUGUGUGUGCUAGGCAAGAGAUUUACCUUGGAGCUACACCCUAGCCUGCUCGUGUCUGCUUUAGAUAGACCCGUAAUCAGACGUGCAGAGACAGAGGCCUUCCUUUGUCCCCACAGCUCAGCUGCUGGUAAAUGCUGUGCUGGACUCUUAGAAACUGGUCUCCAGGCGUCUGUCAAGUACUAGGAUGCAGGGCUUUUUAGAUGUGGAAAAACAGAUGGUCUGUGGAAACAAGUAUGGAUGAGCAUAGGCUACUGCCCUGUUGUAUAAUUUGCUUUCUCUUUACCCCUUAAAAGGGGUCAUUUCAUGUAUCCCAGGCUGACCUUGAAUUCCCAUUCGUAUUUCCUCAAUCUCAGUGCUGGGAUUAUAGGCAUAUGUCAUUACACUGGGCCUCCUGAGUAUUAUAAUUUUUGUUGGCAGUGAUGCUUUUACUCUACACUGAUCUAGCAGAGUGGAGUUCCUCUCUGACGCCUACUUGGUCUUGGUCAGUAUUCUCGUGACCUUUAGAAAGACCUCAUGACUGUAUGAAUGAAAUCUAAGGACGUAUUCUCAGUGUGUCUGACACCAAGAAGCUUGUUCAUCUGUUAAACAGGACGGGGGAGAAUCUUGGUGUUAAGCAUUCUCAGGGACCAAAGCUGUAUUAUUAGUUCCUUAGCACAGACUUUCUAAGGACAUAGCCACGUUUUUUCCUUGGUUUUACUUACUCAUGGCUAGAUUCUGCUGAGUUGACAAAAGGCCACUUGGCACACCAAUCCCAUUACAAGCCAGUUCACCACACAGCAGGCCUAAACUUUUUGUAUUUCUCCUUGCCACAUGACAAUUGUUACUGGUGAAUCUUAAGAAUCUGUUAUUUAGCUCUUAAGUGAUUUUUCACAUCUGGCAAGAUUCAUAUCAUAUAUUAUUAAGAAUUAUAGGGAUGGUAAUGAGCAUUUGGUCCAAUAUCACUACUCAUUUUUGUCAAACACAUUUUUAUUAUGUUAUCAAAUACAACAAAAGAAUAUUUUUUAAAAGUAAUAACUGUUGCAUCAAAAGAUAUCUACUUAAAAAAUUGAUAUUCUGUAGAAAAAGAUGACCAUGUAAAUAAACAUCUAAUUCAAAUGUACCCAAAGUAAUUUAAAAGUAUAGUCAUAGGCCAUGGAUUCAGGGAGGAUUUAUUUAUUCAUUUUAAAGAUUUAUUUUUAUUUCAUGGUUGUGUGGGCAUUUUCCUACAUGUAUGUAUGUGCAACACCUGUAUGCAGUACUGGCUGAGGCCAGAAGAGGGAGCUAAUACUGCUUGUUCAUCACCACACUGGCUCUAGGAACCCAACCUAAGUCCUCUGCAAAAACAGCAAAUGGUCUUAAACACUAAGCCAUCUCUUCAGAUCCAGAGGACUUAUUUUUUUCUUUUCCCAAUAUUCUCCCGAUUUGUGAAAAUAUGUGUGAGUUUUUUAACCUUCCUGUGCCUCAGUUUUUCUACCUCGAAUGUUGAGGGCAGGUUCUUCAGGUUGAUGGAUUUUGAACUGAGAGUGUUUUCAGUCGUACUCUGGAAAUGGUAGGUAGGAGCACGAUGCUGAGAACUGCUCUGGAACAUGUGUGACGAAACUCAGCUUGCGGACUUUGGAGCCUGCUGGCAAAGCCAGAAGCGUGUGGAGCCUUGAGCGCCAAACAGCUAAAGGGAACACUGGGUAUAAAGUUUGUGUGAUUCGGUAAGACUUCAUCUUGUUGUACAGUGAGGAAAUAAAACAUGGACUUCAAAAAGAAAACCAUUGAAAGAUCAAAUUAUGACAGCGUGAUGGUUCCUUUAUGUUCUACUUUGGUUUCUGUGCCGCAUGUGUGCCCCAUCGAUUCUGUUGCCUUGAGUUUGUCAUGAGAAAGGUAGAGCUUCCUGCUUCCACGCACCUUAGCCCUGAUGCCGAAUUGUCUGACUCCAGGAAAAUGUCAGGAGCUCCCUAAACACUAAUGCCAAAGAGUCUCCUUGAAGAAUUCAGAUUUCCUUUGUUAGAAGACCUUGCAUUUCACUCCAAAGGUGUUUGUGCACUUUACAAAAAUUUGAAGCUGUGGCUCUUUAGUUGUGUUCCUUGUUUCCUUUUUAAGAGGAUAAUUUUUAUUUCAUCAUGAAAUUAAUAUAAUGAGAGAAAGAAACGGAGAUCAAAAAGAGCAUCAAAUGUUGGUUGCAUAAAAGAUUUUUCCCCCACAUAAACGUAGUAGGGGAAAAUGUUUCCAGUUAGUUCACAUACAUAAUAAUCAGUGUCUAAGACUUGCGUAUAUUUUGCUUCAUAGAAGUAGUCAUAGCAUGUUAUAAUUGCCUUAUGUAAUAAAAAGGCUAUUAAGUUUUCCAAUAUUUAUUACCCUGUAUAUGUUUUAAAAUAAAGUGACAUUUCU